AAGGAAUGGGUCGGUGGGGUGGCGACGCAGGAGUGAACAGAGUAGGGAGGAUUCCCUUUGAAAGACGCAGCGGUUGUUCGCCAGGGAGAAGAGGCAAGUUCCUUGAUCCCUGGGCAACACAGAGCCCUCCCUCUCCGCGUGUGGGGAGAACACGCUGAGGCUCCUCGGCCAACACUAGCCCCCACACCCCCGAAAGGCCAUCACCAAAGCGGACUUCUCUUGUCGAGUUGUCGCUGCUGCAGGCGGUGAAGCUGGAGGCGAUGGCCGACGGCGGGGGGAAGCUGCUGCGCUUCAGGUUCCCGGAGCACGACUCGACGGCGCUGCGGAACAUGGACGAGCUGCGGCGGGGCGAGUGGUUCUGCGACGUGACGGUGCUGGCGGGCGGCCUGCGGUUCCCGGGCCACCGGGUGGUGCUGGCCGCCUGCUCGCCGUUCCUGCGCGACCGCUUCCGCAUGGAGCCGGCCCGCGAGGUCACCGUGCUGCCCGCCACCGCCGCCCCGCAGGCCGUGCUCCGCCUGCUGCUCGCCUGCUACACCGGCCGCCUCGAGUUCCCCUUCGCCGACAUCCUCGACUACCUGACCGCCGCCAGCUGCCUGCAGAUGGAGGACGUGGUCGAGCAGUGCCGCCGCUCGCUCUCGCCCUGCGUGGUGGCCGCCUCGCUGCUGCGGCUCGCCCAGGACGGGGGCGGCGGCGUCGGCGAGGCCGAGGAGGGAGCGGGGCCUGCGGCCGCUGGAGCCGCAGGAGGAGGCCUGCGCCCGGGCCGCUCCUCCGGAAACCCGCGCGUCGGAGCGGCUGCGAACCGGGCGGCGGAGAGACUCGAGGCCGAGGCCUCCCCCCUUCCUCGUCCCACCCAGCCCCCCGGGACGACGGGGGCGGUGCGAGGCGUCGAACCGGUCAAACUCGAGGCCCAGGCUUCUCCUCCUCCUCCUCUCCUAGGCCCCGGUGACAGGGAGGCCCUCGCCGCCCCUCACCCGCCUCCUCCGCCCGCCGCCGAUUACCUGGAGACGGAAGGCCGCGUCCACCGGAGGCCGGGGCUGGAGGUGGGCCAGGGGGAGGAAGGGGGCGAUGGCGGAGAUGGGGAGGAGGACCGGGCCAAGGCCGAAGGGAUGGUGGCCGAGGCCUACCCGCCGGGCACCGGGGCGGAGGAAGGAGGGGAGGAAGAGCCCGAGGACGACUACGAGAGCUCGGCCAGCGAGGAGUGCCGGGCCUCGGGGGGUUUCUACGGCGGGGGGGCGGCGGCGGCAGGGGGUUUCUACCAGCGGCCGGGGCUGGGAGAGGAGCCGCAGGCCUCGGGCCUGGAGGAGGGCCCCGGGCCCGCUCCCGGAGCCGGGGGCUUGGCCGAGCCGCCCCUCCUGUGCUCGGAGUGCGGGGCCCCGUUCGAGCAGCGCAGCGGCCUGGCGGCCCACCUGCUGCUCCACAAGCUCUACAUGUGCCCGCUCUGCGGCAAGCUCUUCAAGAAGAACGCGCGGCUGGCCCAGCACCUCAACGUGCACACCGGCUUCAAGCCGUACGGCUGCGCCGUCUGCGGCCGGGCCUUCACCCAGAACCGCUCGCUCAAGGACCACAUGAACGUCCACAGCGGAGACUCGCCGCACAGCUGCGGCUACUGCGACAUGCGCUUCACCCACUACAACACCCUGCGGGUCCACCUCCGGGACCAGCACGGCAAGACCACCAGCGGCAAGAACUCCGGGGAGCCCAGGCUAGCCGAGAUCAACGUGGUCGUGCCCUAGCUGGACGGGGGGGGGUUCAGGGUAGGCCCUGGGGUGAUGGAGCCAGGGAGGUG
Messenger RNA from Hemiscyllium ocellatum (epaulette shark), 1786 nucleotides. Its product is annotated as zinc finger and BTB domain-containing protein 12-like. Gene Ontology annotation, molecular function: protein binding; DNA-binding transcription factor activity, RNA polymerase II-specific; RNA polymerase II cis-regulatory region sequence-specific DNA binding. NCBI's taxonomy places the organism in Eukaryota, Metazoa, Chordata, Chondrichthyes, Orectolobiformes, Hemiscylliidae. Bases 261 to 1733 code for a protein of 490 amino acids. The transcript has a single exon. Gene Ontology annotation, biological process: regulation of transcription by RNA polymerase II. The record is from RefSeq and is a predicted model, not a curated record.